AGGCCCAAAAGAGAGAGGCCCAAGAGAGAGAGAGGCCCAAGAGAGAGAGAGAGAGAGGCCCAAGAGAGAAAGGAGAGGCCCAAGAGAGAGAGAGCGAGGCCCAAGAGAAAGAGAGAG
Messenger RNA from Coregonus clupeaformis (lake whitefish), 117 nucleotides. RefSeq names its product zinc finger CCCH domain-containing protein 18-like. The annotation marks the transcript as partial. The transcript is spliced from 2 exons. The record is from RefSeq and is a predicted model, not a curated record. NCBI's taxonomy places the organism in Eukaryota, Metazoa, Chordata, Actinopteri, Salmoniformes, Salmonidae.